Messenger RNA from Frankliniella occidentalis (western flower thrips), 2073 nucleotides. RefSeq lists its product as uncharacterized. NCBI's taxonomy places the organism in Eukaryota, Metazoa, Arthropoda, Insecta, Thysanoptera, Thripidae. The coding region runs from base 259 to 1704 and encodes 481 amino acids. Gene Ontology annotation, molecular function: protein binding. The transcript has 6 exons. The record is from RefSeq and is a predicted model, not a curated record.
GUGGUCUCUCCCUGGUAUGAAAAAUAUAAAAUUGUGUUAAAACAAUCAAAAUAUUGAAGCAGACAGUUCCAAUUCGGUUGUAUUUCUCGUUGCUUUACGCUCCACGUAUAUUUUUGUUAAUUCUACAAAUUUUCCUUUCUCGUAUUUUUUAUCGGGUAAUGGAAUUUGGUUCAUGACUUAGUGACAGUUACUUUUGACUGUGGAAGACAUGAAAUUACAUAAUUUUUAGUUGACUUGAAAUACUUGAAAUCCACUGUAAUGGAUGGCGAGGGAUGUUCCACAUUUGAGAGGCACAAGAAAAGUUUAGACCAGGAAAAUGCUGACUCGUCCUCGCACGCUAAGCGAAGGAAAGGUGAUGGAGCAUUCAAUGAUAUGCCUGAUGAUGAGCAAGAGGUCAAAUUUCUUGACCAAGCAGCAGCUGAAAUGUUGGAAAUCGAAAACAGUGAAGAAAGAGAACCAUUGACAAUCGAUGAUUUAUUUGAUGAACUACUUCAGAAAAUAUUUUCAUACUUCCAAGCCCAAGAUGUCUUUGGCUGUUUGUCCAAAGUGUGCAUGCGUUGGGAAAGAGUUGCCAAAGAUCCAUGCACACUCAACCAGACCCAGUUGAUUUUGGAAGACAAAAACAUUGAACUGUGCACUCAGGUUUUAAAAGAAGCCUCUUGUAUUGGAGAGGUGUAUAUACUACCCUCUUAUCCUCCCGAUGCUCUGAAUCAUUUGAUUCGAGGGCCUAGAAUCAAGAAGUUGGUCAUAAUAGGGGAUUCUGAAUGGCACCCUACAUGGCCUUCCCCUUCGGAUCUGAUUGCUCUUCUUGAUCACAACAAGUUAAGUUUACAGCAACUUAGUAUGCCUGUUGAUUCAGGUUUAGUUCACUGCCACAAGCAGCAGCUACCUGAGACAGGUGGUCCCUCUUUCCAAUCUAUUCUUGCAGGAAUGAAAAGGCUGACACAUCUUCACAUGGUUGGAGAGUGUUGGAGAGACUGGGAUGAAUGGGAUCUGACCAAAGAACACCCACAUUUACGUACUUUGAAGAUUGACAGUGUAUCUUUUAUUUCUGAAGAGUGCCUUUUCAUACGUGAUCUCAUCAUGUUAUGCAAAUCAACUUUAAGAACUUUACACUUGCCAUGUCAGCUUCCUCAUGAUGCUGUAUCUUUAUUGGAUGCUGGAAUUUUUCAGGGGUCUCAAGUAGAAGAGCUGAUGGUGAGCACAGGCUGCUUGAGAGUUAUCUCACAAAUGCCGCAUCUUAAAGUCUUGGCUGUGUUUGACAAUGGUAAAGAGGAUAGGGACUUAGAAUGGUUCAGAAAAAUGCCUAUGCUGAGUGGAGUUUGGAAAUUAACCCUGCAAAGCGUCCUUGAGACAGAGGGUGAGAAAGAGGGUUUUGUGUGGCAUUUGCUUUCUAAAUUCAACCAUCUUACUGAAUUUUGGGGAUUUGAGUCUACUGUUGAAGAAAACACCUUCAACAUGUUCUUGAAUAACAACCCUCUUCUGAAAGAAAUGCAUUUCUUUGAUUUUAACGGAUUUGAUAACCCAAGUCAAGUAUCAUUGCUAGAUAACUGUCUUCCCAAAAUAGCUGUAAUUGAUUUGUCUUCUUCCCAUGUUACUGAAGAAAUGAGAAAGACACUUGACGUUUUCAAUGAAAAAAGGCCAAAUGUAAAAAUUUUGUAUGAUGAUAACUAUGAUGACAUAGAAAUGAUUUUUGUAUCAUGAACUGUUCAGAAACAGUGGCAGAACGUAGAAUGGUGUGUAAUGAUAGUCAUUUACUUAUUACCAAUGAAAUGUGUCCAGAAUCAACUGUUUUUUCCUGGAAUUCAAGCUUCCCUUAAUCAAAUAUAAAAAGUUUAAUUUGAAAUGUGUGAAAUAUUUGACUUUUGUGUAAGUUAUUUAUUGGUAUGGGUUACCUUAUUGCAAAAACAAUUUCUGUGAGUUACAUACAGCUAUUACUUUGCAAUAACAGCUUGCUUAUCUUCUUCUGGAGCUGUCUCUGUCAUUACAGCAGAACUUUCUUGUGGCUGUUCUUUGGAUGCAACAAAUGUAUGCUCAGCCAUUCUGAAAAAAAAUAAUAAUCAAAGAGUGAGA